Bombus huntii is the source of this 2133-nucleotide messenger RNA. RefSeq names its product odorant receptor 13a-like. Gene Ontology annotation, biological process: detection of chemical stimulus involved in sensory perception of smell; sensory perception of smell. Bases 685 to 1869 code for a protein of 394 amino acids. The transcript has 6 exons. Gene Ontology annotation, molecular function: olfactory receptor activity; odorant binding. Lineage: Eukaryota; Metazoa; Arthropoda; Insecta; Hymenoptera; Apidae. Gene Ontology annotation, cellular component: plasma membrane. The record is from RefSeq and is a predicted model, not a curated record.
GACAAAGUUUCACAGACGAGACAGACCAUCGAAAAUACAAUUUCUAUGUUUCGGUUCGUCAGCCCUCGAUCUUAUCGUUGCCUAACCGAAAGAGUUCGAAAUUGCAAGGUUUGUUUCGCUUCGCAAACUUCCAGAUUGCGCCUAUUAAAAGUUCCAUAAGAAAGGUUUCAACAUCACGAUUGUGAAUGCGUAAUGAGCGGCACGAAAGGCCUGCGCGUAAUCUGCAGGACCAGUUAUCGAAAUAUCCCCGCUGAGGAGACAACUAGAACAGAGACAUCGCGUCGAUUCAGUCGGAAUUUAAUCCUUUCAACCGAUGGAAAAAUUUCAACUUUGAAAUUCGCCACUCAUUGACAUUUUUUAAAAGAUUCGUUUCAAGAAUUAUAAACUGUCGAAAAUAUAAUUCAAGUAACACGAUUUCCACAGUAGUGGAAGAUAAAAAUUCGUUAUUUCUUCAAACGAAUCAUAGUAUUCAAUAACUCCAAGUACCAAAUUCUAAAUUUGAUAACAGCCCUCCUAUAGUUCUAUAGAUACAAAUAAAAUUGUAAAUAUUCCAAACAAUGUUCUGUUCUCAAUGCGUUCAAGCUACGAUGUAACGAUCGUUUAAAAUUACAAUUGCUGAUAAUUACAAUAUAUUCAUAAUUAGUACGUUCUCAAAAUUACGCGAGGUAUCGUUCGAAAGGAAAAAUGGACUUUGCAAUGGGAUGGAAUCGUUUCAACUUGACGUUACUCGGUGUGUGGCCGGAACCGAGAAAAGUAUCAAGAGGAUCACGAUUACUUUCGAGUAUAAUAUUCUGGUUUACGACUAUUGUGACGUUUAUUUUCAUCUGUGCACCACAAACAGCAAAUCUGGUAUUGAAAUCAACUAAUUUGGACGAAGUAAUCGAAAAUUUGUCGAUUAAUAUACCGAUCGCCUUUGCAUUGGUUAAGCAGAUCGUUCUACGGUAUUAUAAGAAAGCCCUGACGCUAUUACUCAGCCAAAUGUUCGACGACUGGAACGAGCCAAUCGCAAAUCAAGAUCGUCAAACGAUGUUAAAGAACGCGAAAAUUAGUCGAAUGAUAUCCAUAGUCUGUUCCACUUUAACAUAUCUCAUGCUUUUCGCUUUUAUAUCGCUACAAAUUUGGAGUAAUAUGCAAAGUGCGUCAGAAGCCGAUCUAGGAGGACUCCUUCAUCCAGCCACGUUCCCUUACGACACACGCAAAAGUCCAAAUUUCGAGAUUACAUGGCUGGGACAGUUUAUGGGCACGGUGCUAACCGCGAUAUGCUAUUCUUGCUUCGACACGUUCCUUGCGGUUCUUGUGUUGCACUUGUGCGGUCAAUUAACUGUUCUUAGAAUGGCACUCGAGGAUCUAGCUAACACGACGAAGAAGGAUAAUAAUUACGCAAGAUUCCAUGAACGACUGGGAUUCAUUGUGAACAGGCACAAUCUGUUAUCUAGGUUUGCCGUGAUCGUGGAAGAUUGCUUCAAUCUCACGUUACUUAUUCAGACUGUAAUCUGCACAGCGAUGUUUUGUCUGACUGGAUAUCGUAUGAUAACUUCCGUAGAUCAGGAGCAAGCGGACGUACCAAUAGUUGGAAUGAUAUUUUUCAUCAUACACGUAAUUUAUACUAUGCUGCAUCUUUUUAUUUAUUGUUAUAUAGGAGAAAUGCUUCUAGGGGAAAGUACCGGUGUUGGGCAAGCAGCAUACGAGUGCGAUUGGUACGAUUUACCACCGAAGAACGCGAUUUCACUAAUUAUCGUAAUAUGUCGCGCGAAAGUAUCGUUUCAAAUAACAGCUGGAAAAUUCAGUCCUUUCUCGCUCGAACUCUUUAAUGCUGUUCUAAAAACGUCUGCUGGAUACCUUUCAGUAUUGUUAGCCAUGAAGGAUUGAUUGUUCGAAGAAAAGUAACGUAAUCGUAUGGUUGAAAUAUAUUGGUUCUUGUAUAUGGAAGAAACAAUAAAAAAACACAGUACACCGAGCAUUUUAUAAAAUCACGUUACAUAUCGUAUAAAUAUUUUGAUAUCCGUUCAGAGGUUCAUGUUGCGAUUCAUAUAGUCCCAUAACAAUGCUUUUAUCCGAAGUAAUUGCACAAACAUUCGAAGAAACUUUUGGUAAAACGAUCAAAACAUUGAAAUAUUCAUAAAACUCACAUUU